Panonychus citri (citrus red mite) is the source of this 848-nucleotide messenger RNA. RefSeq lists its product as uncharacterized. The record is from RefSeq and is a predicted model, not a curated record. The transcript has 2 exons. NCBI's taxonomy places the organism in Eukaryota, Metazoa, Arthropoda, Arachnida, Trombidiformes, Tetranychidae. Bases 253 to 738 code for a protein of 161 amino acids.
AAAUUUCAAAACGGAGGGAAACUAAAACAAAGACUAAAGUCACCAUCGAACUGUAUCUUGGCCAAUGUUUUGCUUUUUUCUAGAAAAGAGUUGCUCUUUAUUUGACAAGGUCAUAAAACGCCAGAAGUAUCACCAAUGUGUGAAAAUUUGGGUUAAGUUGGUGUUUUAUUCAAUGGCCCGAAUUUGUCUUCGUUAAAGAUUCUUGAACUUAGUACAUACGAUUUGGUUCAACGAUUCACCGGUUUCCAUUUAAUGGAUUUUUGCCCAUCUUUGGAAAGCGCUUUCAUUGGUUACCGGGCAAAGGAUAUUUAUGUAAAUGAAUCGAUAAAGAAUUACAAUUUAAGAGAUAUGGUUAUCGAGAAUAUUCAGUCUAGUAAACUUUCGUGGCCACUACUUAAAAAAGUGCUGUCUAAAUUUCCUAAUUUACAUCAUCUAGCGAUCAGACAUAUUGAUCAGCUCGAUGAUAGUAAUGUAGAAAAAUUGAUAAAUUUAUUACCUGAGUUGAAGUUAUUGGACUUGAGAGGAUUCAAGAAUGUGAACCACAAAUCAGCUGAUUUUCUGUCCAAAUUUUGUGUCAACGAGAAUCGAUCAAUUGUAAUUUAUUACAGUUGCAAGAACGAAACCACCGAAUGGCCUAAAUUGGUGGAGACUCACGAACUAAUUUGCUAUGGAUUGGAUUUCAUGAAACAUUGUUUUUAUAAAACCUGGAAAUCACUUCCAACUCUUAUUGAUGAAUAAAAAUCGACUGACUUGAAUGAAUCGAAAAGUCCAACUAAAUCAUGAGGCUGAUUAUUCACUAUGUUUAUUAAAUAUCUACUUAGCAAUUAAAAUCAUCGCAGUACAUUGUA